AUGAUCACAAUCUUUUUCGAGCUUGUAUGCUUUUUCAUUUUUGCGGCGACUAUGGUAAUGUGUCUUCUUCCCGAACCGGAAAAACCGUAUCAUCCUCGUGCGAGGCCUCCAUUCAACCAGACGAUAUGGGAACCGGCUCGUGAGACAUUCGAGAAGCACCACUUAAGCCAACGUUGGAUGAAACCAUCGAAGCCUUCUGCUCGUGCUCCAAUCCCACCAAUCCACGCAGUCUAA
Caenorhabditis remanei is the source of this 234-nucleotide messenger RNA. RefSeq lists its product as uncharacterized. The coding region runs from base 1 to 234 and encodes 77 amino acids. The transcript has 2 exons. NCBI's taxonomy places the organism in Eukaryota, Metazoa, Nematoda, Chromadorea, Rhabditida, Rhabditidae. The record is from RefSeq and is a predicted model, not a curated record.